Messenger RNA from Sciurus carolinensis (gray squirrel), 3921 nucleotides. RefSeq names its product sperm associated antigen 5 (gene Spag5). The record is from RefSeq and is a predicted model, not a curated record. Gene Ontology annotation, biological process: cell division; regulation of attachment of spindle microtubules to kinetochore. The coding region runs from base 104 to 3664 and encodes 1186 amino acids. NCBI's taxonomy places the organism in Eukaryota, Metazoa, Chordata, Mammalia, Rodentia, Sciuridae. The transcript is spliced from 24 exons.
CAGCCAAUCGGAAAGCGCGGAGCAGGUUCAAAUAAAGACGGCGGGUAAACAUGGCGGACUCGACUUGUUCUGGGAUGUAGUCGACCUGCUUUCUGUUUUGAAGAUGUGGCGGGUGAAAAAGUUAAACAUCAGCCUGUCGCCUUCGCCCCAGUCGGGAAAACCAGCUAUGAGAACUCCUCUCCGAGAACUUAUCCUGCAGCCUGGUGCCCUUACCAGCUCAGGAAAAGGGACCCCUAUGUGCUCUUCGCUGACCCCAUCACUGUGCAAGCUGGGGCUACAGGAAGGCAGCAACAAUUCAUCUCCGUUGGAUUUUGUUAAAACCAACAAGACAGCCCCCUCAAAGUGGCUAGAAACUUGUCAGCAUGCAUCAGAUGAACAACCCCUAGAUCUGAGUCUCCAAUCCAUCUCUACUCCCAAAACAUCUGAGGAAAGAGUAGACCCAAUGAAUGACUAUGUGAUUAAAGCCAUGGUCCUUGAACCCUCUCCAGUGGGGCAGCAGCAAGAGAUUACACUUGAGGAUCUUUCAGAUACCAUGGCAGAGACAAACAGCAGCUUUCUAAAUGAGCCUUUGAAGCCAAGAGAUCAGAUAAGAAAGGAGGCAGCAUCCUGCACAGAACACAACUUUUCUGAAGUUGUUGCUAUGCUUGAAAAACCUACAUUGCAGGAUUCUCCAUCCCAUCUCUGGGAAUAUCCACCAAAUCCCUGUUCUGAGCAACAGCCACACUACUCCAAGGAAAGCCUGAGGAACAAUAGGACUGAAGCUGUUUCUGAGGACUUUGUAUCUUCUAAAAGUAAUGCCUUCUUACCUUCCUCCACGUUCUGGCUUUCCCCUUCAACUGCAUUGGCAGCAGAUUGCCCCAACAAUCAUGUGUAUGUAGGGGAGGAAGCUGUAGAGCAUAAACCUAUCAAGGAAAGAGAAAUGAGCUUUUCCAUAUUCCCUGAGGAGGUUGAACUGGGAGAUCAAGCACUCGACUUAAAUAUAGAAGAUGUUCCAUCCACGUGCCUAACUCCAAAUCUGGUAGAAAUGGAGUUCCAGGCAGCUCCAGGCCUAGCAGUAGGAGAUGCUGGUGGGAUUCUUAGUUCUGAUUCAGAGACUUGGAUGUCCCCAUUGGCGUGGCUGGAAAAAGGCGUAAAUACCUCAGUCAUGUUAGAAAAUCUCCGACAAAGCUUAUCACUUCCCUCUGUGCUUCAGGAUGCUGCCAUUGGCACUACGCCUUUCUCCACUUGCUCUGUGGGGACCUGGUUUACUCCUCCAGCACAAGAAAAGCAUAUAAAUGAAUCCCAGACAGGUUUGCUGGGCACCAAGGAUAGUACUUUGGAGACAAAGCACCUUCUGCUGGGCUGUUAUCCUCCAGAUCUGACUGCCUUGUCUCGACGUGACCUGGAAGAUAACCUACUGAGCUCUCUUGUCAUUCUGGAGGUUCUUUCUAGACAGCUGCAGGACUGGAAGAGCCAUAUGACUGUUCCUCACCCAGAAGCUCAGGACAGUAGCACACAGACUGAUGCCUCUCUUGGUGAGGUAACUAAGAAACCUCAACAUCUUCAGGAGAACCAAGUCAUUAGACAGGCCCUACAGCAGGCAAGGAAUGUCAUGCAAUCAUGGGUACUAGUGUCCAAAGAGCUGAUAUCUUUGUUUCACCUGUCCUUGUUGCACAUAGAAGAAGAUAAAACAACUCUGAGUCAAGAGUCUCAGCAUGCAGAAACCUUGGUUUCCUGCUGUUUUGAUGUAUUGAAGAAAUUGAGGGCAAAGCUCCAGAGCCUCAAAACAGAAAGGGAGGAGGCAAGACACAGAGAGGAAAUGGCCCUCAGAGGCAAGGAUGCGGCAGAAACAGUGCUGGAGGCUUUCUGUGUACAUGCCAGCCAGCGCAUCAGCCAACUGGAACAGAAUUUGACAUCCAUGCGGGAAUUCAGAGGCCAUCUGCAGGUGGCCCAGGCCCAAUUGGCAGGACUUCACAUAGAACAAAAAGAGUUGGUUCAGCAGACAGAGAAUCUGACUUCCAUCUUGCAACAGGACUGGACAUCCAUGCAACUGGAUUGUGUGACGUGGACAGCUUUGCUGAGUCGGUCUCGACAACUCACAAAGAAACUCACAGCUAAGAGCUGGCAGGCUCUGCAGGAACGUGAUGCUGCAAUUGAAGAAAAGCAGCAGGUUUCCAGGGAGCUGGAACAAGUCUCUAACCAUUUAGAGGACUAUAAAGGCCAAGUAGAACAACUGAAGUUGGAAAAUUGUCGCCUAGCAACAGAUCUCCAGGCUCAGCUGCAGAUCCUGGCCAACAUGGACAGCCAGCUAAAAGAGCUGCAGAACCAGCAUGCCCAUUGUGCCCAGGACUUGGCCACAAAGGAUGAGUUGCUCUGUCAACUUACCCAGAACAAUGAGGAGCAGGCUGCUCGAUGGCAAAAAGAGGAGAUGGCACUAAAACACAUGCAGGCAGAACUGCAACAACAGCAGGCUGUGCUGGCCAAGGAGGUGCAGGACCUGAAGGAGACCCUGGAGUUUGCAGACCAAGAGAAUCAGGUUGCUCACCUCGAGCUGGGUCAGGUUGAGUGUCAGUUGAAAACCACUCUGGAAGUGCUUCGGGAACGCAGCCUGCAGUGUGAGAAUCUCAAGGACAUGGUGGAGAACCUAAAGGCUGACCUGGCCAGCAUUGUAGCAAAGAAUCAGGAACAAGAUGUGGAGAAGACACGCCAUUAUUCCCAUGAGCUAGGGGUGCUGGCUGAGCAACUACAGAUCCUGACCUUCUUCCUGCAGACAAAGCUAAAGGAGAAGGCUGACCCAGAGACCCUUCUGCUGAACACAGCCUGUGCUCCUAUUCAAGAACACCCUCCACCUAAUGACAGUGCCUUCUUGGGAAGCAUCUUGACAGCAGUGGCAAAUGAAGAGCCAGAUUCAGCUCCUGCGCCCUUGCUUGGAAGUGAAAAGAGUGCUUUCACCCGAGUAGCAUCAACGGUUUCCCUUCAACCUACAGAGACCCCAGGCAUAGAGAAGAGACUGGCAGAAAUAAGUACUAAACUUCUUCACCUUCAGAGCCUGUGUUCCCUGUUGCAAGAGUCUAAAGAAGAAGCCAUUGGGACUCUGCAGCGAAAACUUUAUGCUUUGCAGGAUAGGCUGCAGGCCCAGGAAGAACAGCAUCAGGAAGCCCAGAAGGCAAAGGAAGCGGACAUAGAGAAGCUGAACCAGGCCUUGUGCUUGCGCUACAAGAAUGAAAAGGAGCUCCAGGAAGUUAUACAGAAGCAGAAUGAGAAGAUCCUAGAACAGAUAAAUAAGAGUGGCGAGCUCAUAAGCCUCAGAGAAGAAGUGACCCAGCUUACUUGCUCACUUCGGCAUGCAGAGACAGAAACCAAAGUGCUACAGGAGACCCUGGCGGGCCAGCUGGACCCAAACUGUCAGCCCAUGGCCACUAACUGGAUCCAGGAGAAAGUGUGGCUCUCUCAGGAGGUGGACAAGCUGAGGGUUAUGUUCCUGGAGAUGAAAAAUGAAAAAGCAAAACUCAUGGUCAAGUUCCAGAACCAUCGAAACAUCCUAGAGGAGAACCUUCGACGCUCUGAAACAGAGUUAAAGAAACUAGAUGACAUUGUUCAGCAUAUUUAUGAGACUCUGCUGUCUAUUCCAGAGGUAGUGAAUAGUUGCAAGGAGCUACAAGGAUUGCUACAAUUUUUGAGCUAAGAAACUGAAUAUAGUUGUGGUGGUGCCCAUAUGUAAUCCCAUCUACUUGAGAGGCUGUUGCAGGAAGACUGAUUGAACCCAGAAGUUCAUGACCAGCCUGGGCAACAUAGUGAGACCUCAUUUCAAAAAAUGAAACAAAAAAGAAAAACUGAGCUGGAUUCUGCUUCAUUCCUUUCACCUGCAGACAUUUCCUUACCCCCUUCACUAGGAACAUUUGGCAUUGAGCCAACUAUGUUUGAUGCUAUUUAAAUAAAGUG